Molecule: messenger RNA, 1892 nt
Organism: Periconia digitata
Lineage: Eukaryota; Fungi; Ascomycota; Dothideomycetes; Pleosporales; Periconiaceae
Source: the annotation of a GenBank genome assembly
CCCCAAUCAAGAAAAGCGUCCACCCGUCUCACCCAGCCAUUCGUUCGCACUCCAUGUCGCCAGCUCUUGGGAAGCCCACCAGGAACGAUGUGGGAGGGUCCAGGUGUGCCGCAACUGAGGUGAGACCUUAUUAAGUGCUGCAUUUCCGCCACCCGCGCGCUGCCGUUUGCCUUCUGCUUGCUUGCUGCUGUUUGUCGCUGCCAUCCGUCUCGAGUCCCUUCAGCUGCCCUCACGCGCGCCGCCACUACCACCACUGCUGCUGCUGCUGCCGCAAGUACCGCCAACAUGUCUCGCUUUGCAUCCUUCCUGUGCCUCGUCGCAUCUUGGACCUCGCUCAUAUCCGCUCACACAGUCAUCGUCUAUCCAGGCUGGAGAGGGAACAACAUUUGGACAAACGGUACCGUGUCACCGCGAGACGACAACAUCAAGCCCGGAAGUCUAGGCAUCACCUGGGAGAAUGGUUCUUAUGCUUUUCCUUAUGGAAUGCAAUGGAUGUAUCCAUGCGGCGGUAUGCCAACAUCAACAAACCGCACAAAAUGGCCCCUCACAGGCGGUGCGCUGUCCAUCCAGCCCGGAUGGUUCCCCGGCCACUCCCUCGCGCAAUUCUACAUCAACAUGGGCUUCGAAACUGAGCCAAAGAACUACAGCCACGCCAUGCUUCCCGUUUUCCAAAUCGUCGGUCCCUCCAACGUUCAGUACAACGGAACCUUUUGUCUGCCACAGGUCCCACUGCCCACUGGCUACGAGCCCAAGGUCGGGGACAAUGCCACUAUCCAGGUCAUUGAGCUGGCACAGCAUGGCGCCUCCCUGUACAACUGUGCCGAUAUCACCUUUGCGGAGCCCGGAGAUCCAGAAAUCCGCGAAGUCACCAGGGAAAACUGCUUCAACUCAUCCGACACCGACGACAAGAUCGGCUUCCAGCUCUUGUACGCGACCACCAGCUCACCAGCAAAUAUGAACUUCAAGCCGAACCCCUGGGCUUCCCUCCUUAUCCCGCUCACAGUUGCCGCCGCGAGUUGGAUAAAUUGGUUGUAAUCGCAGAAAUGCGAAACACAAUCCCAAUUCGUUAUAAUCUUCAACUCUUAUUAUGACGACCAUUUUCUGUUGUGCACAUAUACAUUUCAUUCCUCGUUUCGUCCUUGGCAAUUUUUAGGACAGGGUCUUUUGCUUUUGGUCUUCUAAAGCGGGUGUUCUAGGCGCGUGAUAUCCACCGGGGGCUUUCCAUUCGUUUUGGGUCCAUCUUCGUUCUGUUUUCUGGUUUUCGAGCACUUGAUAUCAAAACAUCAUGACCGGAGCGUCCUUCCUUUUAAUUUGACGUCGGAUGUGGAGGACAGAGGCCACUAUCAAGGCAGAUAGGAGUGAUGGGGUGAUCUUGCAUGGCAGCUCUAGCAGUAGGCAGUCUCGCUGCGAUGGCUUUAUAUCACAAAUUGUCUCGCGAGUUCGACAAUUGAAUAUUGACAAAUGUUUCUCAUUUCGAGAACAAUGAAUGCGCUUGAAGUUUUUCUAGUGAAGACGCUGCUUCUUGGUUCAUGAACUUGUAGCUUCACUGUUGUAUGCUUUUACUACCGUUACUCCGGUUCCAACUAGUAGCCUAUCAAAAGCAGACACACGCCCCAGUGAUGAUUUUCAUCUCCAGGGCUGUGACAAGGAACCGAACUCUAUCCUUUAGUGCAUUCUACGUAUACUUGAAGUUGGUGGUAAGUCAGACGAUGACUGGAUCGAUGUUUCAUUCCUGAAUCAUCACUCCACCUUCCUCUCAUCGAACCACAAUCCGUCGAGAUCUGCCGCACAUUCACCUGAAGAGGUCCGCACAGCCAGUAUCCACUCCAAAGAUCAAACAUCCCUGCGAAUGCCAUUAUACACCUGAGAGAUAAUAAUCCACGUAUCCAGCA